AUGGCGACGUCUGCAGAACAGACAAACAUGGCAGGCAAAUCGGCUGCGGAGACGACAUCUCGGAAGUUCAAGGCUUCUGAACUGCCGUUGCCGUCUGCAACACGAGCGGCGAUAGAGUCUCUGGCACAUAGCUUCAAAAAAGAAGGCGCUUACGAUUCAAUACGGAAGCAGGUUUGGGACAAGUUUGCAGCCAGCGACUACGAGGCUCAAGUUACAAAGGCCAUCCUCGAGGUGGCCGAGCAAGAAGUCGAGCGCAAUCCCCAUCAGCUCCUGACGUUGGACCGUAGAAAGGCCGCAGCUCUCAUCGAUGGCGCGUUGGAGCGAUCGGGAGUGUAUCACAAGGCCGAGGAAGUCAUCGGAGAACUGAUUGACGUCGGCGCAAUCGAGCAGAGUAUUCGGGAAACCAGGCGAGCCGAAAUCGGUGAGGAAAUCGCCAACGAAGAGCAAAAACGAGGAGCCAAGACAGACGAAGAAUAUGCCGCCGACACCGCAGCCAAGCAAGCCGAACGCGACAGAGUACGAGAGGAGCUGAAGCAGAAAGAAGCUGCUAUUGAAGAGGAAAAGCGGCGUAUCGCUAAGGAAGAACGCCGCAGAGAAGAAAAGGAGCGUGAAAAGGCCGAACUCAAACGCCAAGAAGAAAGAGAUGAGCGCCGAAGAAAGCGCGAGAAAGAGCGCGAAGAGAGAGAGCGACAGCGUGACUUGGAGCGAGAGCAACGGCACAAGGAACGAGAGAAGCGAGAGAAGGAAGAAAGGGAGCGCGAUCGCGACAGAGAUCGGGACAGAGAUAGAGAUCGGGACAGGGACAGAGACAGAGACAGAGACAGAGGCCGCGACCGUGAUCGUGAUCGUGACCGCGAUCGCGAUGGCUCUCGCAAGGAGAAGGUGGUUUUGUCUGAAGAGAUGAAGGAGAAGAUGUCCAAGGAGGAUCAUGAGCGACUGGAACAGGAGGCUUUGGCCGAUCUGUUGCGAGAAAGCAGCAAAUCGACACGCACAAAGACCGAGAUGGAGAUCGAUUCAACCUUGGCCCCUCCUCCCAGGAAGAUUGGCCCAGCCUCGGCCAUUAACCCGAUUCGAAGAGACUCCUCCAAGACCGCAGAGUCUAGAAAACCAAGCGAAAGGAGAGACUCUAAAUCAUCCAUCGAUCCAAAACUAUCAGGAGCAAAGGACGAGCGCCUUUCUAGCAGAAGCGCAUCACGAACUCACGAGAAAGACAACGACAGGGACAGGGAUCGAAGCCGCCCACGAGACACGGAUGAUCGACGCCGCCGUGAUCAUCGUUCAGACUCGCCAAGGCGCGAUCGAGUCGGUCUCGGCGCCGAAGAGACGACAGACGUGAGCGAAGUCGCUCGAGAUUCAGACGCGACCGAUCUGUUGCCAGAAGCAGCUCACGACGACGAGUUCGAAGCCGGUCACGACCUAGAUCUCCUAGGCGAGAGAGGAGUCGCUCCCGAAUCAAGACCGAACGACGAGACCGUAGUAGGGAUCGCAGCAGAGAUCGAAGUAGGGACCGGAGGGAGCAUUCGCGCUCACAUGCUACAAGAACCGACCGGCGUGAUAGAAGCCGCAGCGGUUCUCGUCUACGCACUGAUCGACGCGAUAGGAGCCGUUCCCGUGCUCGACGACAACGCAGCCGGUCAAGAGAUAGCCGUCGCGGCGCAGCAGACUCCUACUACCCCGGCAGACCGCGCCAGCGACCGACGAAGCCGCUCGCGGUCUCGGCCAGGAUCAUCCGCCGUGCCGCACGGAGCUUCCAAGGACGAGCUCGAGGAGUGGAAACUCGAAGAAGUCAAGAAGCGGGAGAAGGAGGCCAAAGCAUACCUGGCGGCUCAGAAGGACGCCAGGGAGAAGGGCCUGCCUAUCCCCGGCGUGGACGACAAGAAGAACAGUGCCCGGGACGAUCGACAUAGGAGCAGAUCGCGGAGCAACAGUCGGGAUAGGACCCGGUACCGCGAGCGAGACAGAGACAGAGACAGAGACAGAGAUCGAGAUCGGGACCGACGAGACCGCGAUAGAGACCGUGACCGUGACCGUGACCGCGAUAGGGAUAGGGAACGGGACAAGGACCGGAGAGACCGCAGCCGAGACAGAGACCGUGAUCGUGACAGAGACCGUGACCGAGAUCGAGAUCGCGACAGACGGACCAGACGAGACCGCAGCCUAUCCCCCCGCCGAGAGAGACACCGAAGCCGGAGCCGCCGUCGCAGCAGGAGCCGAUGA
Trichoderma breve is the source of this 2217-nucleotide messenger RNA. Its product is annotated as COMPASS (Complex proteins associated with set1p) component shg1 domain-containing protein. The record is from RefSeq and is a predicted model, not a curated record. Lineage: Eukaryota; Fungi; Ascomycota; Sordariomycetes; Hypocreales; Hypocreaceae. The transcript has 5 exons. Bases 1 to 2217 code for a protein of 738 amino acids.